Drosophila elegans is the source of this 1311-nucleotide messenger RNA. RefSeq names its product odorant receptor 43b (gene Or43b). Gene Ontology annotation, biological process: sensory perception of smell; detection of chemical stimulus involved in sensory perception of smell. The coding region runs from base 75 to 1286 and encodes 403 amino acids. The record is from RefSeq and is a predicted model, not a curated record. Gene Ontology annotation, cellular component: plasma membrane. The transcript is spliced from 3 exons. Lineage: Eukaryota; Metazoa; Arthropoda; Insecta; Diptera; Drosophilidae. Gene Ontology annotation, molecular function: odorant binding; olfactory receptor activity.
ACUAUAAAAGCAUUGCAAUAGUCCUUUGCUGCAGUUAAUUCUAAAUUCUAAUCCCGAGACAGUAGAAACUAAAAAUGUUCGGAUACCUUAAGCUCAUGUACCCAGCUCCCAUAUCGGAACCCAUCAGUUCCAGGGACUCCAAUGCCUAUCUGCUGGAAACGCUCCGGUUCUCGGGCCUGAACGUACGGAACGACUUCGGCGUUGGUCGCAAGAUCUGGAGGAUCCUCUCCUUCACCUACAACUUGCUGAUACUGCCCGUGAGUUUCCCGGUCAACUACACGAUCCACCUGGCGCAGUUCCCGCCGGACCUGCUGCUGCAAUCGCUUCAGCUGUGCCUCAACACCUGGUGCUUCUCCCUGAAGUUCUUCACGCUGGUCAUCUACAUGCCCCGACUGGAGCUGGCCAACAAACACUUCGACCAGAUGGACGAGUUCUGCGUGAGGUCGGAGGAGAAGCGCAAGGUGCGUGACAUGGUGGCCGCCAUCACCAGGUUGUACCUGAUCUUCGUCGUGGUCUACGUGCUGUACGCCACCUCCACGCUGCUGGACGGACUUCUCCAUGAGCGCGUGCCCUUCAACACCUACUAUCCGUUGGUAAACUGGCGCGUGGAUCGGACCCAGCUGUAUGUCCAGAGCUUUCUGGAGUACUUCACCAUCGGCUACGCAAUAGUCGUAGCCACAGCCACCGACUCCUACCCGGUGAUCUAUGUGGCAGCCCUGCGCACCCACAUCCUGCUGCUCAAGGAUCGCAUCGUCCACCUGGGCGAGGCGAACAGCGAGUCUGGCAGCGACCCGGACUCCAUGUUUAGUGGUCUAGUGGACUGCAUCAAGGCUCACAGGACCAUGCUGAAUUUCUGCGAGGCCAUUCAGCCGAUUAUCUCUGGCACGAUUUUUGCCCAGUUCAUCAUAUGCGGAUCUAUUCUGGGAGUCAUCAUGAUCAACCUGGUGUUGUUCGCAGAUCAGUCCACUCGGUUUGGCAUCAUCAUUUACGUGAUGGCAGUGCUUCUACAGACGUUUCCGCUCUGCUUUUACUGCAACGCCAUCGUGGACGACUGCAACGAGCUGGCGGAUGCACUGUUCCACUCCGCGUGGUGGAUGCAGGACCGGCGGUACCAGCGGACCGUCCUCCAGUUUCUGCAGAAGCUCCAGCAGCCGAUGACGUUCACGGCGAUGAAUAUAUUCAACAUUAAUCUGGCCACCAACAUCAACGUGGCCAAGUUCGCUUUCACCGUCUACGCCAUCGCCAGCGGAAUGAACCUGGACGAGAAAUUGCAGAUUCAAGAAUAAUAAUAACCGCACCAAAUGUUGUCGU